AUGACGACGGUGUCGCGCGCGCUCGGCUCCGCGUUCGCGGGCUUCACGCGGGCACCCGCGGCGGCGCAGACCGCGACGACCCUGCCCUCCCCGUGCGGCUCGUCGGCACUACUCCAGCACUGGCGCUGGAGCCGGGCCAGCCGCGCCCGGCGGUUCUCGUCUGGCCGCGCGGCACGGAUUAGCAUGAGCCUCCGCGCCGGCAUCGUCGGGCUUCCCAACGUCGGCAAGUCGACUCUCUUCAACGCCAUUGUUGAAAACGGGAAGGCACAAGCUGCAAACUUUCCCUUUUGCACCAUCAACCCAAACGUUGGUGUGGUGGCUAUCCCUGAUCCUCGUUUGCAGGUGCUCUCAAAAUUAAGCAAGUCGCAGCAGACGGUCCCAACAUCCAUUGAGCUUGUGGACAUUGCAGGUCUCGUCAAGGGAGCAAGCAAAGGAGAGGGACUAGGAAAUCAAUUCCUUUCAAACAUCCGUGAAGUGGAUUCUAUACUUCAGGUUGUGCGAUGCUUUGAGGAUGACGAUAUAGUCCAUGUCAAUGGCAAGGUCGAUCCUAGAUCAGACAUCGAUGUCAUUAACCUAGAGCUCAUAUUUUCGGAUCUUGAACAGAUAGAGAAGAGGCUAGAUAAGCUUAACAAGAGCAAAACUAAAGAUGUGCAAGUAAAAGUGAAGGAACAAGCAGAGAAAUCAGGAUUGGAAAAAAUUCAGCAGGCGCUUAUGGAAGGAAAGCCUGCAAGAUCGGUCGAUUUAGCUGAGCAUGAGAAAGAAGCUAUACAACAUCUUUGUCUGCUAACUAUGAAACCUGUCAUUUAUGUUGCUAAUGUAACAGAAUCUGAUCUUGCUGAACCUGAUAACAAUCCUCAUGUCAAAGAGGUGACUAAAGCAGCAUCAGACUUGCAGUCUGGCAUGGUUACAAUAUCAGCUCAGGUUGAAGCUGAACUCGCUGAGCUACCUUUGGAAGAGAGAGUAGAAUAUUUAAAAUCUCUUGGUGUUGCUGAAAGUGGACUAGGAAAUUUGGUAAAAGCAACAUAUAAUCUAUUGGGAUUAAGAACUUAUUUCACAACUGGAGACAAGGAAACAAAAGCUUGGACUAUUCUUGCAGGCAUGACUGCGCCACAAGCAGCUGGAGUUAUUCAUAGUGACUUUCAGAAAGGAUUCAUCAGAGCUGAAACUGUAUCCUAUGAUGAUUUUGUUGCAGCUGGUUCUCUUGGAGUAGCAAGGGAGAAAGGGCUGUUGAGGUUGGAAGGAAAGGAUUAUGUUGUGCAGGAAGGAGAUGUCAUGCUUUUCAGAUUCAACGUGUGA
Molecule: messenger RNA, 1296 nt
Organism: Miscanthus lutarioriparius
Lineage: Eukaryota; Viridiplantae; Streptophyta; Magnoliopsida; Poales; Poaceae
Source: the annotation of a GenBank genome assembly